Molecule: messenger RNA, 1739 nt
Organism: Arachis stenosperma
Lineage: Eukaryota; Viridiplantae; Streptophyta; Magnoliopsida; Fabales; Fabaceae
Product: glycosylinositol phosphorylceramide mannosyl transferase 1-like
Exons: 5
Coding region: 465-1457 (330 amino acids)
Cellular component (GO): membrane
Molecular function (GO): glycosyltransferase activity
Source: RefSeq, a predicted model, not a curated record
GAAGUGAGUGAGGCAUGCCCUCUCCAAAAUGUUGUUGAAGGACUACCAAUGAAAAGGCAUGAAUCUCCGCUGUCCCUGCCAUGCCUGACUCUUCUGAAAAACACUGACGACAACAAAACGUGAACAACAACAAUAUCAACAUAUUAUCAACUACUCCCCCUGCCACGUUCAUUCUGCGUUCCCUCUUUCACAUAGCUAAAAAAGAAAGGAAGAAAAAAAAAUAAAAUUAAAAUAGUAACAAACUCUUCCCGUCUUCCGGUCUUCCCCGUUCCACUUUCUCCCUAAACACCAUUCACGUCCUCCUUUUCUUCUCUGGCUCGGCCACGGAGAGAACCAGACCGGUUCGGUUCGACUCAUCAGAAGGGGGAUCCGGCUUUCUCCGCAGUUGACAAUACGUAACGGCCUAACGGAAAACGGAAAAACUAAACAAACUAUUUGCUUUUCUUUUCUCCUCGGGUGAUGAGAUGAGAGGGAGCUACUUUUUCAACCGUUGGAUUGAGCAGAGGGUCCGCCUGCUCGCGAUCUCAGCCGUUAAAUCGUUCAAGAUCAAGCUCCUCCUCUUCUUCUGCGUCGGGCUUACGCUAAUCGUGUUUUCCACAAGUGCUUCCAGCUUCUUCCUUUGGAAUAAUCAAGCACCUGCUCCCUAUUAUGGCCCUGAUUUCAGGAAAGGGUACUCAAUAGUGAUGAACACAUGGAAGAGAUAUGAUCUUCUUAAGCAGUCCAUCAAGCAUUACUCAUCAUGUCCUCGCCUUGAUUCAGUGCAUAUUGUGUGGAGCGAACCAGAUCCGCCUUCGGAUUCUCUUCUGAAAUAUCUAUACCACGUGGUGAAGUCCGUGCCUAAAGAUGGGCACCAAGUCAAAUUGAAGUUUGACAUCAACAAGGAGGAUAGCCUGAACAACAGGUUCAAGGAAAUUAAAGAUCUAGAGUCCGAUGCUGUCUUCUCAAUUGAUGAUGAUGUCAUAUUCCCUUGCUCUUCUGUGGAGUUUGCAUUUGAUGUUUGGCUAAGUGCACCUGAUACAAUGGUGGGGUUUGUACCUCGUGUCCAUUGGGUUGAUUACUCGAAAGGCGGCGGCUCAAAAUUUAAAUAUGGUGGAUGGUGGUCCGUGUGGUGGACGGGUACAUACAGCAUGGUGCUCUCCAAGGCAGCAUUUUUUCACAAAAAGUACUUCAUUCUCUACACAAAUCAAAUGCCAACGUCACUUAAAGAAUAUAUAACUAAGAACAGGAACUGUGAAGAUAUUGCAAUGUCUUUCCUUGUUGCAAACGCAACUGGUGCACCCCCCAUAUGGGUUAAAGGAAAGAUAUUUGAGAUUGGAUCAACUGGAAUCAGCAGUUUGGGAGGUCACAGUGAAAAAAGAAGUGAAUGCGUCAACAGGUUUGCUUCUGUGUUUGGAAGGAUGCCAUUGGUGUCUACCUCAGUGAAGGCAGUUGAUAGUCGCAAUAUUUGGUUUUGGUGAAGCUAGAUUUUCAUGUUAUAGUUUUUAUAGAAAUUUCAAUGUUAGUUAGUUGGGUUACUUGAUUUCACUGUAGUUACAGAGCUGUAUAAUAUUGUGAAUCUUGCACACAAUUCAUGCACUUAGUAAGGAUAGCUAGCAGAUUCCUUAGAUUGAUUUCUUGUAUUAUUGUCUGUAAUACAAGCACAACAGCAUGGUGCUUUUUGUUCCGAAACCAAAAUAUUAUGAAUUUGAUUGUAAAAUAUAGAGGGGGUAUUACACCCUUAGCAAAGACACUUCUUUAUA